Messenger RNA from Oryzias melastigma (Indian medaka), 1360 nucleotides. Its product is annotated as C-type lectin domain family 17, member A. Gene Ontology annotation, cellular component: external side of plasma membrane. NCBI's taxonomy places the organism in Eukaryota, Metazoa, Chordata, Actinopteri, Beloniformes, Adrianichthyidae. The coding region runs from base 230 to 874 and encodes 214 amino acids. The transcript has 6 exons. Gene Ontology annotation, molecular function: carbohydrate binding. The record is from RefSeq and is a predicted model, not a curated record. Gene Ontology annotation, biological process: biological process involved in interspecies interaction between organisms.
GGGUAAACUAAUGAGAGAAAAUAAUAUUUGAGAGUUAAAGUUGCAUAUUAAUAUUCCUAUUAAGCUUGAUCUGACUUUUUAUGAAAAUAAAUGACUUUUUUUUCGACAUAGACAAAAGGAGGAAGAGAAAUCAUGUGCUCCUUUUCUAGAAAGAAAAUGCAGAAAGAGAAGUAUGUGACAUUGCAGAAACAUUUGAACAGGCAGUCGGAGGGUUAGGGAAGAAAGUACGAUGGUGAGAGUGGUUCACAAGGAGGAAAUCUCCAUUGACUAUGUCAAUACCCGUGAUACGUCUGCCAAUAGAUUGACUGAUAAAGACCGUAAAGUCCACCAUGCUCCAGCAGGCAGGAGGAUAUACCGGAUAGUUGCUAUCAGCUUUGUACUCCUGUGCAUCCUACAAGUUGCUGUCAACGUAACUCUGCGUCUUUAUUUCUUCAAAACUGGAAACCUGACAAGAAAUGAUAACAUCUUAGAGAAACUUUCUGAUUCCUAUAUCAAACGAGGAUGGGUAUUUUUUGGUUCCAGUCUCUAUUUUAUAUCUUCAAGUAAAGAGCCAUGGCUGAAGAGUAGAGAAUUCUGUCAGCGACGAGGUGCAGACCUGGUGGUCAUCAAUACUGUGGGUGAACAGGACUUCAUAGGGCAGUUUUACAGGCUCACAUGGCUUGGACUGAUGUACCAAGAAGAGCUGGGGGACUGGGAAUGGGUGGAUGGGACUCCACUAACCAAGAGUUACUGGGGUGAAAGCGAGCCAAAUGGGUAUCAAGGCAGAAAUGAAAGCUGUGUGGAGAUCAGGUUCUUUGGUGAUCAGAACAGCUGGAAUGACAUACCAUGCUACGAGCAGAAUUUCUGGAUCUGUGAGAAAAAAUUGGCUCUGUAAACUCAUCUACAUACUAAAAAAAAUAAAUAAAUAAAACUUGAAAAAAAAAACAGUUCAACAUUGUUGAUGCUGGAAAACUAGACCCCACUCAACAUAAAGUUGUAUCUUAACUUUGCUCCAUUUGCAGGUCUAACACAGUCUCAUUAGAAGAAAAUGGAAGCACUGGUAGAUCCCUAAAACGUUGGUUGUUAUUUUAACAGAGACAUUUGUUGUGUUUUUGUUACACAUUUUCUCUUUAACAACUGUUUUUUGGUCUGCCAUAAUAAACAUUUCAAACAGCAAUCACUACAUUGUGAGAGCAAAUUUAUUUGGACUCUGCCAUAUGCGUUGGAUGAUAAUUUACUUUGGAGUUAAAAGAUGUGCAAAAGACUGACAUAAAAAGCCAAAAAAGAAAAUCUGAUUUAGUAAAUUUGCAGUUUUUGUAAUCUUGUACAAUUUUUUGUUGUAUGAUUUCUUGAAGAAUCAAAUAAAAACAUAUUUCAAGUC